Messenger RNA from Chlamydomonas reinhardtii, 1670 nucleotides. RefSeq lists its product as uncharacterized. The transcript is spliced from 5 exons. Lineage: Eukaryota; Viridiplantae; Chlorophyta; Chlorophyceae; Chlamydomonadales; Chlamydomonadaceae. Gene Ontology annotation, molecular function: protein-folding chaperone binding; zinc ion binding. Gene Ontology annotation, biological process: protein import into mitochondrial matrix; protein folding; protein stabilization. The record is from RefSeq and is a predicted model, not a curated record. The coding region runs from base 427 to 1239 and encodes 270 amino acids. Gene Ontology annotation, cellular component: mitochondrion.
GUUAAUACACUGAUACCUCGAAUUUUAGGCACACGGUGCGCAGCACGGCGGUGUUGCAAAUUGCUCGAGUCGUUGGCGUUCUUGUUUGAUAUUACUGAGACGCACGACAAGUUAUAGUGCAUGUCAACUCAACUAAAUACGCGACGGCUUCUAGCGGCGGUGGUAGGCGAGGGGGCUGGGGCGGGGGCGUUUCCUGGUGGUGCGCCGUGGCGCGGCAACACCCCCGCGCGGCCCCGCCCGAGUCACAGUCCAGCAACAUGGGGCACCGCGGGAGGGUCGCAGGCCGGUGAUUGCUUGUCUUCGCCAUCAACUGGCAAUGCUCAUGGUCCUCCUGGGCCAGCGCCAGCGCACUCUCGUUGUGGGGGUGGGCUGACCGCGCCAGCACCCAUUUACACAACGCGUGUACCAUCAGCAGUGAGCAGCGGCAUGAGCUGCGGCGCCUUUGCACCCGGGCAACGCGCAUCUGCAUGCACGAUCUGGCGCAGCUGUAGCAGCGCGAGCCUGCGGCUGCGUGCUGCUCAGUCGUCGACCGCCUCCUUUCCAACCUUUGCCAGCAGCACCUGUACAAUCGGCAGCAGCUGCAGGCGUGGCUUUUGCAGCAGUGGCGGCAGCGCUAGCAGCAGCAACAGCGCUGAUGGGGAGGUCACAGCCGGGCAGGAGCGUCGGCUCGAGCCCGGCGCGACACCGCUGGCAGCCAUCCAGCCGCGCAUCAUGAUGGUGUUCACAUGCACGAAGUGCGACACACGCAGCACCAAGGCGUUCAGCAAGCAGUCGUACCAGAAUGGUGUGGUGCUGGUGCGGUGCCCGGGCUGUCAGAAGCUGCACCUAGUGGCGGACCACCUGGGCUGGUUCGGCGAGGAGCCCUUCGUGCUGCACGAACACGUGGCACAGCUAGGCGGUAAUGUGGUGCGCAUUGCGGCGGACGACCCGCACACGGGCAACGCGGCAGUGUCCGCACCGGCGGCGGCGGCGCCGACAGCAGCAUCGGUAGCGUCGGUGCCGGCCUUUGCGCCCCACCCGGAUGGGCAGCAGCAGGUGGCGGCUGGAAGCGACCCAGCUGAUCCGGGGCUGGCAGCACGCACGGCAGCGGCGGUUGCGGCUGCCGUGUCGUCUGAUGGCGGGCUGUUUGAGCUGUCUGACGAGUCGCAGGUGCGGGCAGCCCUGGCGGAGGCACGGGAGCUGAAGGGCCAGCAACGGCAGAGGCAGCAGCCCCGGGACGAGUCCAAAGGGAAACAGUAGUCAUGGCAGCAGCCACAGGAUGCAGGCAUCCCUGGCUGGAGUGCAAGCAGGGGCUCAUGCGUGGGCCGCUAUUGAAUGGCUAUGACACAGGCACACAGCUGACACCGUGACUGCUUGACCAAGUCGAUGUUGAGUUCGCGCGUGAUGGUGUCUAGGCUACCGUGUAACAAGCAGCGGUCUACCGCACCGGUGGACUCUUGUGCUGGCUGGAGUCUGCCGGCUUGAUGAUUCGGAACGAAGCGCUGGCGCAGCAGCGAGUAAGCCUCUGUCCGCUGUUGAGGUCUGUUUCACUGUUUUGGCCGUGAGCAUCUGCGCGCAUGAUGAGUGGAGAGCGGCAGGCGGUUGAUGUUGGUUGUGACCCAGAAAUGCAGCGUGUCUGUGCGCGACUGCGCGUGGCGUGUGCCCAGACGCACGUGUAAUCACACCUUUGG